UUUAAAAAGAAUUUUAAGCUUAUGUAUUAUUUAACCUCUAUGAGUUAUAAUUAAAUUGCAAUGCCAGAUCAAAUUGCGUUCGAUUGUUAAGUUUAAAUUUUAACAAUCAAGAAAUUCGUAAAAGCAUGGCAGUUGUAGGAGAGACUCUGAAUCUUGAAAGAGAUAUUAAGCGCUCGAUUGAAUUAUUGGAUAAAUUGCAGAAGAGUGGAGAGAUACCAGUUACAAAAUUAGCUGCUUUACAAAAAGUCUUACAGAGUGAUUUUUUAAAUGCAGUACGAGAAGUGUACGAGCAUAUUUAUGAUACUGUAGAUAUUCAAGGAUCGCAAGAUAUAAGAGCAUCGGCUACCGCUAAAGCAACCGUUGCUGCUUUCGCCGCUAGCGAAGGGCAUGCGCAUCCUAGAGUCGUGGAAUUACCUAAAACGGACGAAGGGCUUGGAUUUAACGUUAUGGGAGGCAAAGAACAAAAUUCACCCAUAUAUAUAUCAAGAAUUAUACCGGGUGGAGUAGCGGAUAGACAUGGUGGUUUGAAACGCGGUGAUCAAUUAUUGUCCGUUAACGGUGUUUGCGUGGAAGGGGAGAAUCAUGAAAAAGCUGUCGAGCUGUUGAAACAAGCUCAAAAUUCAGUUAAGCUGGUUGUUCGUUAUACACCAAGAGUCUUAGAAGAAAUGGAAUUACGUUUCGACAAACAAAGAGCUGCACGUAGGCGUCAACAUGUCCAAUAAAAAAUAUUACUUCGUAACAUUAUUCACAGUAAUAUUGAUUAAUGUGAUUCCAAAUUUAUAACCCUUAAAAUAUAUAAUCAUCCG
Molecule: messenger RNA, 806 nt
Organism: Ceratosolen solmsi marchali
Lineage: Eukaryota; Metazoa; Arthropoda; Insecta; Hymenoptera; Agaonidae
Gene: veli
Product: L27 and PDZ_signaling domain-containing protein veli
Exons: 5
Coding region: 126-722 (198 amino acids)
Molecular function (GO): protein binding
Source: RefSeq, a predicted model, not a curated record